Scomber japonicus (chub mackerel) is the source of this 2808-nucleotide messenger RNA. It is a transcript of the gene chn2, whose product is annotated as chimerin 2. The transcript has 13 exons. The record is from RefSeq and is a predicted model, not a curated record. Gene Ontology annotation, biological process: signal transduction; positive regulation of GTPase activity; regulation of small GTPase mediated signal transduction. The coding region runs from base 521 to 1918 and encodes 465 amino acids. Gene Ontology annotation, molecular function: GTPase activator activity. Lineage: Eukaryota; Metazoa; Chordata; Actinopteri; Scombriformes; Scombridae.
UGUUUUGGAUUUCGCAAAAAACCUAGAAAUGGAUUAUUUUGGGCUGCUUUUGCCAGCAGGGAUUGCUUUCAUCUGGCAACCCUGCUCCAAACUUUCACUUUAAGAAGGCGCGUCUCUGCAGUGUAGUGUGUUUAUUACAAUCCUUAAAGUGGCACAUGGAAACCAUUUCUACAUGGCAACAUAGAAUCUCGACCUAUAUAGUCUGUCUGAUGUGAGGAAACGCUUUGGAGAAACUGAUCCACGGCGCAUAUAGUCCUGUAGGUUGGCUCGACUAUUUUUAUCUGUGGCUGUGGUACCUCCAGCGUGAGCUCCUCAGCCGAGGCGCACGGCUGCUAAGCGAGGAUCGGCGGAUUCAGACAUACUCGGCGACGAACACGAGACAUGAAAUAGUGGCCGGUGCAAGCCGUCAGAGGUGAAGCAGAUUGGGACGUGAAUGAAAUGGAGGCACCGCCGGGGACGAGCUGCUGUGAGCGCACCUUGGUCAAACGAGAAUAACAGCGAGCCGUGAAGACAGGCUGGGAUGGCAGCAUCCAGUAACUCAAGCCUCUCAGGUUCAUCUGUGUCCUCUGACCCUGAGGAUUACCAACCGCCCAUAUGGAAGUCCUACCUGUACCAGCUACAGCAAGAAGCCCCAAGACCAAAGAGGAUCACAUGUCCUCAUGAGAUGGAGAGCAGACCCAAAUACUAUGGCAGAGAAUUUCAUGGCGUGAUCUCUCGAGAAUAUGCAGAUGAGCUACUGGGGGGCGCAGAGGGUUCAUACCUCAUCAGGGGGAGCCAAAGACAGCCAGGGUCUCACACCUUGGCCUUAAGGUUUGGACACCAGACCCUCAACUACAGACUGUUCUAUGAUGGGAAACACUUUGUUGGGGAGAAGAGGUUUGAGUCUGUCCAUGACCUCGUGACGGAUGCCCUCAUCACUCUUUACAUCGAGACUAAGGCUGCAGAGUACAUCGCCAAAAUGACCACGAACCCUAUCUAUGAGCAUCUUGGAUACACCUCACUGCUCAAGGACAAGAUGGUGCACAGGUUGAGCCGUGGACGCACAGAACCACGCAGGGUCACCUUCCAGAGGGAUGAAAGGAUCUCCUCACCUCUGGUGCGGCGGAGUGCCUUGAAAGACACACCGGAGAAGCAAUGCUCGUAUGAGAAGAUCCACAAUUUUAAGGUGCAUACCUUUCGAGGACCGCACUGGUGCGAGUACUGUGCCAACUUCAUGUGGGGCCUCAUCGCCCAGGGUGUGCGCUGCUCAGAUUGUGGACUGAAUGUACACAAACAGUGCUCCAAACUGGUUCCUAGCGACUGCCAGCCGGACCUGCGCAGGAUAAAGAAAGUGUUUAGCUGUGACCUCACCACGCUUGUUAAGGCUCAUAACGCGACAAGACCCAUGGUGGUUGACAUGUGUAUUCGAGAGAUAGAGCUCAGAGGUAUGAAAUCUGAAGGUCUCUACCGAGUAUCUGGCUUCUCGGAGCACAUAGAGGAUGUGAGACUCGCCUUUGACCGAGAUGGUGAAAAGGCUGACAUCAGUGCCAGUGCCUAUGCAGACAUCAACAUCAUUGCUGGUGCUUUGAAGCUCUACUUGAGAGACCUUCCCAUUCCAGUCAUUACAUUUGACUUGUACUCCAAAUUUAUUCAAGCUGCAAAACUUCCUAAUGCUGAAUCAAGAUUGGAGGGAAUCCACGAGAGUUUGCUGCAGCUUCCCCCAGCUCACUAUGAGACUUUACGUUACCUGAUGGCUCACCUCAAGAGGGUGACAAUGUUCGAAAAGGACAAUUUAAUGAAUUCUGAGAACCUGGGGAUCGUCUUUGGUCCGACACUUAUGCAGCCACCGGAGCAGAAUGCUUUGGCAACCCUGAAUGACAUGAGGCAGCAGAAACUUGUAGUGCAGCUUAUGAUAGAGCAUGAAGACGUCUUAUUCUAAGGACUGAGGCAUGCAGACCUUACAGCAGAAACAAAGGACAAUUAUUUAUUGUGUCAAAGAGGAAAUUCAAGCCACCUUGAUGAAGUUUCAGAAUAGUUUGUAAUCAAAUUGAACUUGAAAAGCUUGUUUCUCGCAUGACUGUUUUGGUUGAAGUUGGUUUAGUGUUGACAUUGUCUUGUUACUGUAAGUUUUGGGGUUUUCACUCAGCCAGGACCAUCAUUUUUAUAUACUAACUAUAUAUUAACUACCUACAGUGCUGUUUCCGCCUCUCUUUUAUUUGAGGACUGUCACUACCUGGUGUAGACUCAGUCAUGGUGACAGCGCUGUGUUAAAUCCACCCAAGGCAGGUCGUCUGGUGCUGUGUUAACCGAGCCUCACAGCAGCAGCAGCUAAGUUAACGUUCCCACGUGAGGUGUGCAUAUUGUGGUUUCGGUGGAAACGCUCGUUAAAAUUUGAAACGAAACAAUGUGGAUCCUUUCAUUGUAGAUAAAAUCAGAUCAUGUGAUGAUCAGUAUUUUCACUGUGUGUACUAAAAAUGAAAGACGAGACAAUUGGUCGCUCAUGAAGCACUUUUUUGCAACAAGUGUAAAGAUUUAUUUUGUAAAGAUGUUUAUUUUUGUCUUUUAUUCUGCAUCUUGUUCCUUUGUCACAAUAAUAUAUACUGUUGAGAAUGAUGUUUGUUAAAUCGAUGUCUAAAUACAAAACUGUUCACAAUAGAAAAGAAAAGUCAGAAAAGCUGCCAUUUUCAUUUAAUGGUUAAAUUCUGGUCAUAUUAAUUCAUGUGAUUUAGCUGCCUCUGCACCACAUAACACACGUUGGUCACCAGUUUCGCAGCAUUUCAGUUUACAUGCUGUAAUUUGGGAUAUUUUCAAAUAAAAAAUAAGAUUUUG